Candida albicans SC5314 is the source of this 1038-nucleotide messenger RNA. Its product is annotated as cell proliferation protein. Gene Ontology annotation, cellular component: cytoplasm. Lineage: Eukaryota; Fungi; Ascomycota; Pichiomycetes; Serinales; Debaryomycetaceae. The record is from RefSeq and is a predicted model, not a curated record. The transcript has a single exon. The coding region runs from base 1 to 1038 and encodes 345 amino acids.
AUGACAGAAAGAGAUUAUACUACAUUUGAAACUAUAGACUUAACCAGUGAAGAAGUGUUACAAUGUUCAUAUUCCAACUGGUCGAAAUUGUUUCCUGGUAAAACAUUCCCAUCUAAAAUUAUCAAACCUUUGCCUUCCACCUUUUUAGAUUAUUUGGCUAGUGAGAGUAUUCGUUUGCCUUCAAAUACCAACAAUAAGAAAAUAACAGUAUUAGAAGCAGAUAGCGAUAAUGAAUAUAGUGAUUGGGAUGAUGAGGAGGACCAACAACAGGAUGCUGAGCAUAAUGACAAUGUCUUUAGUCAGUUCCAAGAUAUACAAGAUAAAAUUGAUGCCUCGAUCCAAGAAAUGGGUGGAGCUGUAUUCACUAAAUUAAAUUGGUCGAGUCCUAAAGAUGCAAAAUGGAUUAUGCCAGGAAACACGAUUAAAUGUCAAAAUGUUAGUGAUGUAUAUUUGUUAUUAAAUUCUUCAGAUCAUAUUGGUGAUGAUUUGGAUAAUCCAUUUCUGGAAGUGCAGAAAAAGAAGACGAUUCCUGAAAAAGUUGAUUACGAGUUGGUGUUAACGAAAUGGCAAGAGAUAAAUCCGGCAUAUGAGUUUAGAGUAUUUGUUAAAGAUCAUCGAAUUAUUGGUAUAUCACAACGAGAUAAUAAUAAAUAUGAAUUUUUACAAGGAUUAAAACUGGAAUUGAAUGAAAAGAUUACACAAUUUGUUGAAGAUCAUGUGAUACCUAAAUUAAAAUCCGAUACUCAACUAAGCAAAUAUAUUGUCGAUGUGUAUGUGUCCAAGAAUGAUAUUUACAUAAUAGACAUUAAUCCAUUUUCUAGAAAAUCCGAUUCUUGUUUAUUCACAUGGGUAGAAUUGUUAGACAAAAAGGAUAAACAUGACAACCACCACGAAUUAAGAUUAGUGGAGAAUCAAAAUUUUGCUAAAGAAUUUAGUGAAUCUCAAGUACCGAUUGAAGUUGUUGGUGCAACAAUGGAUACUGAAGCUAUGGUUGAACUAGCUAGAGAAUGGGAUAAAUUACAAGCCAAAGAAAAAUAA